Megalobrama amblycephala (Wuchang bream) is the source of this 2723-nucleotide messenger RNA. It is a transcript of the gene plscr3b, whose product is annotated as phospholipid scramblase 3b. Gene Ontology annotation, cellular component: plasma membrane. Lineage: Eukaryota; Metazoa; Chordata; Actinopteri; Cypriniformes; Xenocyprididae. The record is from RefSeq and is a predicted model, not a curated record. The transcript is spliced from 9 exons. Gene Ontology annotation, biological process: plasma membrane phospholipid scrambling. Gene Ontology annotation, molecular function: phospholipid scramblase activity. Bases 396 to 1358 code for a protein of 320 amino acids.
GUUCCUUAAUAGAAGUCUUGUGGCUUUCUCAGGUUUCUAAUCUAAUGCGUCAUAAAAGGGGAGGAGAAUGAUUCACGGAGAAAACGAAAUGCUUCAUGUUUGGGCGUAGUGUUUAAACGCUACAAGUCUUUUUUUUUCCCGCAAAAGUGUAAAGCGAAAGUGAAGGAAAUCAUUUGAAACUCGUUUCUUUCCACAUAUCCAAAUAAUCCCUGCGGCAACCAGAACCACUUUGAGGAGAUUUUGUUCCCUGAGGCUUGUUUGAGGAGUGUCAAACCAAGAGCUGAGAUCGUUUGUAUUGAACACACCACAACUUCCCUACAUUUUCUUCGCCCACAUAGUGAUCUUGGUGCUUCUAUACAGACGUUGGCUCUGAAAAUCACAGAUCUGUCUUCAACAUGUCUGGACCAGGCUACCCAUCUCCACACCAGCCUCCGUAUCCCAUGCCCCAGCCUGGCGGACACUCCAUGGCCCCCUAUCCAGCGGGAGGUUAUGGAGAUCCUGGAUAUUCGGCUCCACCUGCAGGGUUUCAAGUAGGAUACCAGCCAGUUCCAGAUCAGCCAGUCAUGUAUCAGCCUGGUCCAGUUAGUCCAGCAUCUCACCAAGGCCAGCCGUAUGGAGCACCUGUAGCUGUACCAGGGUCAGUGCCUGCUGGAGUACCAGUAUCAGUGCCUGCUGGAGUACCACCUGGUCUGGAGUACCUCACUCAGAUUGACCAGAUCCUUAUUCAUCAGAAAGUGGAGUUGUUAGAGGCAAUCAUUGGCUUUGAGACCAACAACCAGUAUGAGAUCAAAAACAGCCUCGGUCAAAAGAUCUACUCUGCCAAAGAAAAAAAUGACUGCUGCACACGCAACUGCUGUGGUGCCCUGCGCAGCUUUGACAUGAAGAUCAAAGACAACGCUGACCGAGAGGUCAUACGACUGAUCCGACCUUUCCGUUGUGUCUCCUGUUGGUGCCCCUGCUGCCUGCAAGAGAUGGAGGUACAGGCCCCCCCAGGAACAACCGUAGGGUAUGUGAAGCAGGACUGGCACCCCUGUUAUCCAAAAUUCUCCAUCCAGGGGCCCAACAAGGAGACUGUGAUGAAGCUGGAGGGACCCUGCUUGGCAUGUAACUGCUGUGGUGACGUGAACUUCGAGCUCAAAGGCAAAGACGGUAGCGGGAAGCCUAUUGGUCGAAUCAGUAAGCAGUGGAGCGGCCUGUUAAAGGAAGUCUUCACUGACACUGACAACUUUGGCAUUCAGUUCCCUCUGGACAUGGAUGUUAAGAUGAAGGCUGUACUUUUGGGCGCUUGCUUCCUUAUUGAUUUCAUGUUCUUUGAAAAAGUUGGAGACAUGAACCAGCGCAAUACUGUGUUCUCUUAGAGUUCCUGAUAAUUUUCUCAUAAAGUAACAUAUUUUCAGCUGUCAGUUAUCAAAUUUUCAAGCCUUUUUUGUACUGAUGAAAUUUCCACACUCAGUGGAUGGACUCUGAGUCUGGACUUCCUUUAUUUCCUGUUAUGUUAGGUAACCAAAGCUUAUAGACAGCUGCCACUGCAGUGAACCCGAGGGACAUAUUCAGGGUCAUUUCAAAGUGUUCACAUGACCAGCAAUAUGUACAAUGACAGCCGAGGAAUCAUGAGUUACUGUUCACUGGUGCCUUUUAAACAGUUAUUGCCUAGAAUUACAAACUACUGUUACAGUACAAGCAGCUAACAUUUGUAUGUUUUUGUUAACUAACUUUUUUUUAUUAUAAAUAAACCUUAUGCAUGUUAUUUUAGACUUAUCUCAUACAUAAAGUAUAUUUUUAUGUCUUUUUUUAAAAAAAGGAAAUUUAAUUUACUGAAUUUCAAAGCAUUUUCAUCAAAAUGUACAUGAAUAUUCCUACAGCCAAAUAAUGCAUCAUGAAGGGGGCGGCACAACUAGCAAGUUAUUGACUUGAGGAAAAAACAAGCAAGUAGUUGCAUGGUUUUCUGUGUGGACAGUUAUUGACUAGUAGGUUUUUUUUUUUUUUUUUUCUCAGUGCGUUAAGAAAUAGUGUCCUACAGGUGGCGCUCUGUAGCUUGGAAAAGCCAGCUACCCAUUGAAAUACAAUGGAAAAUUUAUUCAAAAAGCUUUUAUGUUAUCUGUCAUUACAUACCACAUGGAGAUGUUUUUGUUGUAGUUGGCUAUAUAGAGACUGGCCUUAUAUCAAUAUAGGUAUAUAUAUUAAAUUUAUAUAACAAUAUAAAAAUAGGCAGACUGGGGAGUGUUUAACAUCUGUGUUUUGGUCACUGUGUAUCUUGGAGGUUUGUUCACACCAUGUUGUAAUGACCAUACCAUUAAGAGGUUUCAGCUUGUGAAAAGAAAUUCACUUCCUCGCAGAGCUCGUAAUUACAGCUUGUAAGAUUGGAAUUUUCUGAGAGCUCCGACUUGUACAAGUGACCGCUGUACCACCUGACCACUACAGGUUCAUUUAGGCGUUGAUAGUGUUGCCAUAGAAACACUGCAAAUUAAAGUUGUUCCCUAAAGUAAGUGCCACUAACAGGGUGAAUUGUAACAAAAAUAGUAAGACAUCAGUUUAUAUUUUGAACACAAAUAAUUGGUUAAACUGACAGUGUGAGAGUGUUACGAAACUUCCCGGUCUACCCAUGCCUAACACACAUUAUAUAUACAUAUACACACAUAUGUCUUCUUGUCUGUGUGUUUGUAUUUAUUUCUAUAAUAUGCAAUAUAAUGUGUAACGUUAUACAUAAUAAACAUAUAAUAUUG